AUGGAUUGCGGUACUAUCACUCACAUGACAUGCUUGAGCAAGCAUUUCCUUCAAAGCGAGAAGAAUAAGCAACUUGACGAGCUCUUAGUUCCUAUCAAAGGAGUCUGUCCAGGUUGUAAGAUGGAAGUUCGAUGGAAUGAUGUGAUAAAAGAAUUAUCUCUUAGAAUGAGAGGUCAACAAGUGGUGGAGAAAUUAUUGAAGCCGAAGAGAGUGAAAAAGACUGCCAAAGGUGCCACGGUAUCUCAGGCAGUUGUCGAAUUUGAUGAUGACCAGGAGGAGGAGGAAGAGGAGGAGGAAGAAGAAGAGGAAGAAGGUUAUAUCAACAUGGGCGAAUUCGAUCCACAAAAUCCCGAGGAAGGGAAUGGGUUCAAAAAUUAUUUCGGUUCUGAUGAUUCCGAUACCAUGUCUGUUGUCAGUAUCGCAAGUACUAAACCACAGAUGCGGAGCGUUCCAGUCAGCCAAUCAAGACUUAUUACAGUUAUUGAAGAUAGCGAAAAAGAUGAAGAAGAAGAAGAAUUGGAUGGAUGA
Messenger RNA from Sclerotinia sclerotiorum 1980 UF-70, 528 nucleotides. RefSeq lists its product as hypothetical. Bases 1 to 528 code for a protein of 175 amino acids. The record is from RefSeq and is a predicted model, not a curated record. NCBI's taxonomy places the organism in Eukaryota, Fungi, Ascomycota, Leotiomycetes, Helotiales, Sclerotiniaceae. The transcript has a single exon.